AGCUGACCCGAUAGGUUACAGAAGAGAAGAGGUAGCCAUGGAGAAGAGCAGGUAUGGCUCAUAUUCUCACCAUGGGUUAUUGCUAGCGCUGCUGUUUUUCUUGCUGUUUGAUUUGCCCAUGGCCCGUGUGCAACCUCUGCGGCUAAACAAAGCACAGGAAAGCACCAUGAGAAACCUUUCAAGCAUGGUCUCCGCCAUGGCUCCGUGGAGCCACUGGGACACAACCGACCCGAACCCGUGCCUGUGGAGUGGGGUCACUUGCUCUGUGCCGUCUAACUGCCCUGGUUCAUCUGCAGUUGUGCACCACCUCUCCAUGUCUCGCUUUGGCCUCUCCAACUCCACCGUAAUUGCCUGCUUAUGCUCCCUUGAUACCUUGGAAUCUCUGGAUCUCUCAAAAAACAGGUUCACCGAUCUGCCACGGCAGCUCUCCUCAUGCCCCCUGGGUGCUAGAUUGCGCACGCUCAAUUUGAGCUACUCUCAGUUGCCUGGACCGCUCGGCGACUUCACUGGUUUCCGCAAACUGGAGGUUCUUGAUUUCUCCUUCAGUUUGCUGAGUGGAAAUGUAGACGAACAGUUGAGUUCUUUGCCCAGAUUAAGAAGCUUGAACCUUAGUAACAAUACACUUGGUGGUAGCCUCCCAACAAUUAUGGUCCACUCUUUGAAGGAACUGGUGUUAUCUAGCAACAGCUUCAGUGGCUUGAUACCUAGUGAAAUCACCAUGAAUACCGAGAUGUUGGAUUUGAGUUACAAUAAGCUUAGUGGUGAGAUACCUUCUGAUCUGUUCUUGGCUGCUGGUUUGCAUACCGUUGAUCUCACCGGCAACAGGCUUGAAGGGCACAUCCCGCGAGGAUUCUCUCGCAGCCUCUAUCGCCUUUGUCUCGGAGGGAACUUGCUCAGUGGCAGCAUCCCAGGCUCGAUUGGUGAUGCCUCAAGCUUGUCUUAUCUUGAGCUGAACAAUAACUACUUGGUGGGAGGCAUACCCCGGCAUGUUGGCAGAUGCAGUAAGUUGGCUCUCUUGAAUCUGGCAAGCAACCAGUUGAAUGGUGCAGUGCCCACUGAGAUCGGCAAACUUGAUAGCCUGUCUGUUCUGAAACUCCAAAUAAACAAUUUUGAUGGACAUAUACCAAGAACACUUGUCAAUCUGGUGAACUUGAAUCUACUGAACCUUAGCCAAAACUCAUUUACUGGAGAGAUACCACAUGAAAUUUUCCAGCUACCACGGCUUUCAAACAUAAAUUUGCAAGGCAACAAGAUCACUGGCGUCAUUCCAACUUCAAUCAGUUCACCGCAAUCUCUUAUUGAGCUUCAUCUCGGGGAUAAUGAGCUCACUGGUGUCAUCCCCACAAUGCCGACCAGCUUGAGUGCACUUCUGAAUCUAAGUCACAACCAUCUCAGUGGGUCUAUUCCUUCAAAUAUUGGUGUUUUGAAGGACCUGGAGAUCCUUGAUCUUUCCUACAACGACUUGUCUGGCCCGAUACCAUCCUCGCUCGAAGGUUUGCAAAGCUUGACACAGUUAGUGCUUUCUUAUAAUCAGCUGUCAGGAUCCCUUCCAGCAUUUCGAUCAUCUGUGGCAGUCGAUUCCACAGGAAAUCCAGAUCUUCUUAACAGUACCGCCAACGCUUCAGACGUGAUGACAAGCACCGAAGAUCACAGCUCGGCUAUAUGGAUUGCGGCAGUUUCAUUUGUGGUUGGCUUCGUCAUCUCUUUCUAUGGGGAUGGGAUCAGAAACGGGUGGCUUACAGGUUGAAUGGGCAACUAGCUGAUUAAUUCGUGCUGCAAGCCAAACCCAACGCCAAGCCAUGGAUGCACGUAAUAUUUUUGUGGUUAGGACUAAAGAUAACAAUGCUGUUGUAAUAAGAAAUAAAAACUAAACUACAGUUAUAUUUUUCUCCCUAUAAUUUGUUUUGAAAGGCAUUUUCUCCGCAAAACAGUUGAACUGAAGCAGAGUAUUCAGAUUGUCCUGUGGAACAUGGUUAGGAAGAGUUCGAUUAAGAACACUCAACGAACAACAACGCAUUGGACUUCAAUUAAGAACAAUCGUUCGGUAUUCUCGCAGUUGUAGAUCUUGAACAAUCAAGACUGCAGGCAAGACUGAUCCAGGAGAUGCUUGAAUGUUGGUGCUCUAUUGGCCAAUCAUCCAUUGCAACCUGACACUCGAUGCAGAGGCCGAUUUUUUCCCCUCUUUUUGAGAAAAAAAAAAUCCCCUGCAACCUGAAGCAAUCAGAGGAAUGGUACCUACGACUGCUACGAGCAACGCAGAUCUGCCGUUCGGGGGCACACACGGAAGGCUAAGAAAGGAGGCACCUACCUCAUCCUGCCCGCCGCACGUCGCCGGAUCAGGACGGCGUGAGCACAGCCACGCGGCGUGAGGAGUAGGCGGCGGCAUCGGUGACGAGGGCGGCCGAGGCAGCGGCGCGUAGAGGCAAGGGCGUGGCGGUGGAAAGGAAGGCCGAAAGUGUGCGUGCCACGUGCGGAGUUGGGGUUUCAUACCGGAAUUGGGGAUGACGGAAACCCUAGCCGCCGCCGGACGAGCCGCAGAACUCGCAAGGCGGCGCUGUUCCCUCCCAAACCCAUCCGCCCCACGCACUCCAUCUAUCCUCUUCCGGUGGGGAUGCCAGCCGGAAUCGCCGCCUCGUCGCGGCACUCUCCGGAGAAAAAUCCGUCGGCUAGUAUCGAGCAGGGAGGAUAUGCACCGUAUUGCCCCAGGGUACUGGGCUAGAUGGAUGUCACCUGCAAGAUAGGCGACAAUCCUGGCGGCGAGCUCCCUGAUCUCUCUAUCGCUGCUUCUCCACCCCAGUGUAUCGAUCAGCUUCAGAAUCUUUGGCCUCGAGGGAAGAAGAAGUGAUCUUACAUCUGCAUCCAGCUUAAUGAAGGUGUCGAGCAUCCUUGCCCCCGAGAGAUAGUCUUGCUGUGAUUCAGAGCCCAGCAAGUCGACGGCGUAGUGGAUCAAUUUCCUGCCAUGGAUGGACGCAGGGUCCCGCCAGCAUUUCGCCUGUGUGUCCAAGAGGUACUCUGAGACCGAUCUGCUGCCCCACUUCUCUGGGAACUUGCAUGCUCGUCGCAGAAAAACGACAGGCCACAUCUCCCCAUGAUGGAGCCACAGCCAUAUAAACAAGAAUGCACCUUGGCAGAGAACCAAAGAAUAGAAUAUGUCUAGAGCUGGCAUCAGGUUUGCUUUGCUGCCAUCUCCAUCGUUGCUUCCAUAAUCACGCUGUAUUAUGCGCCACCAUGAGAGGACGACGCAGACAAAAUGCCCAAAAAAGUAGACGAGCUGUAUAAGGUACACUAAGCCCAGGAUCACAAAGAUAACAGGAAGGCAUAGGAUAAAACUCCAUGAAAAUGCAGUGUAGCAACACCGAGGCAGCUCUUUAGCAUCAACUUUCUUCCUAAGAUCCUGAUUGAUUCUCGCCCACCACCCACAAGCGUUGAGCCACAGUUCAAGAAAAUGAGAGGACAGGGUGUCCUCAAAGUCGUUGAAUAUCCUGUGUCGCCAUAGCAAAUGCAUA
Triticum dicoccoides is the source of this 3506-nucleotide messenger RNA. Its product is annotated as LRR receptor-like serine/threonine-protein kinase RCH1. Bases 38 to 1747 code for a protein of 569 amino acids. Lineage: Eukaryota; Viridiplantae; Streptophyta; Magnoliopsida; Poales; Poaceae. The record is from RefSeq and is a predicted model, not a curated record. Gene Ontology annotation, molecular function: protein binding. The transcript is spliced from 2 exons.